CGAGUCGAAAAGGAAAACCAAAUUCUUCCGCCGCCCGCGGAGGAGAGUAGCCAUUUUCAUUUUUCUGACACUUAAUUAAAAACUGUAACCCAAACGCAAGAAAUUAACCUUUGCCGCCAAAAUCAAUUGCUGAGCUUAACCCAAGUAAGCGAAAAUGAAAGAAAUCGUGACUGUCCAGGUUGGCGAUUUCGCAAACUUCGUUGGUUCUCACUUCUGGAACUUUCAGGAUGAGUUGCUCGGGCUGGCUGGGGAUCCCUCUGCUGAUUCAGUGUUCAAGAAUCAGGAUCUUAACAUGGACGUGCUUUAUCGUACUGGUGAGACACAGCAGGGCAUUCCUUCGUAUACUCCUCGCUUGGUUUCAAUAAACUUGAGAGGAUCCCUUGGAUCUAUGAAUUCACAUGGUACACUGUAUACGGAAGUUGCUUCCACAUCACGAGAUGUUGUCACCUGGACUGGUAGAGUUUCCACUCAAGCCUCUGAACCUUUAAAAAGAAAUUUGUUCCUUCAAAGACUUUAUGAAGAAGAGGAAAAGCCGAAUAUAAAUGAGAUACCUGGUUCAAAUAAUGAUUCCCAGAAUGAGUACGAGGAUAAGGAUGUAGUUGAGUGCCUUGAAAAUGGUGUAAAGUUUUGGACAGACUACUCAAAAGUACAUUAUCACCCCCGGAGUCUUUAUGAAUUAGAUGGAGUUUGGGCAAACAUUGAGGAGUUUAACAAUUAUGGAAUUGGAAGGGACUCCUUUACUUGGGCUGCCCAAGGGGAAGAAAUCAGUGACAGGCUUCGCUUUUUUGUUGAAGAGUGUGACCAUAUACAGGGAUUUCAAUUUAUAGUUGAUGACUCUGGAGGUUUCUCUGCUAUCGCCGCUGAAUUUUUAGAGAACAUUGUAGACGAGUAUACUAACAUUCCUGUCUUACUGUAUGCUGUCCAAGGUUCUGGUUCACACACAAAUCUUCAGAGUAGGAAGCGUACAGUCUCAGAGGUUCUUCAUGAUUCUAUAUCAUUUUCAAGAUUGUCAACAUACAGUAAACUUAUUGUACCUGUUGGUCUGCCCUCCUUAAGUAAAAGUAAAGCUUCAAGAUUCCUCCACAUUGAAGAUGCAAAGCAUUUCCACUCAAGUGCAAUUUAUGCGGCAGCAUUACACUCCAUUAGUCUACCUUUUCGAAUGGUUCCAGUUGGGCCUACUGCAGAUGCUUGUUCUAUUUCUGGUGCUGUGGAUAUUCAUGGAGUUGUACAAAUGUUAUCAGGACAAGGAAGGCAGAAUAUGGUGUCAGUUCUUGAUGUUGCCAUGCCUGCACCAGCCUUAACUGGGGGGCAGAAUGACCUGUCUCUGUUAGAGGUUUUACAGCCAUUGACCCCACAAAUAGCCGAUGAUGUUGAAGACAUGCUGGCUAUUGAACACAUGACAGUCCAUGGAGCUCUUGCAUCAGAAGGUCAUCGCGCUUCAGUUACUGAGGUCAAGGAUAAAGUUGAUGGUGCUUUUAGAUGUGCCAGUACAAGGCCAAUGUUCUGCCAUCUAUCUGUUGCACUUUGUCCCUUGCCUAUCCCCUUGCCUUUUCCAUCAAUAUUUGGGAACAAUGUAGGCAAGCAAGGUGAAUUAAUAGGUGGUCAAACUAUUAAUUCAUCACCGAAAGGAUCCCUUGAGGUACAUUCCGUUCCCAUGGCCGCCAGAUUACGUUCCAGCAGUGUUGUAUUACCACUCCUAGAGAAUAAACUGCAAAAUCUUCAGCGUUUUGGAAUUCAACGAGGAGCAGCUGGGUCAGAGUUACUUAGAAGUUGGGGCUUUGGCAUGGAAGAAUUGGUGGAAAUGGAAGAAAUGUUGUCUAAAAUGGCGGCGACAUUACGUCCUCCUCAGUUGACUUCAGAUUCAGAUUAGAAUAUAUAGGUUGUUCUUCACAAAAGAAGAAUCGGGUAACAUUUGUUAAGCUAUUUGUUGAUAGUAACAAAUUUGCACUGUGAUGUGUCUGACUUUUCAUGCCUGCUUGCAGCUCUCACCACCCUUGUCUUCCCUUUUACCAUAGAGUAUUUAAUGUUGUUUUUCUUGUCUUUAAUUUGGCCUAAAAGAAUGUGUUGCGGGGGAAAUGGGCAAAUUGUAGUAAAAAUAUACUUAAUAGUGGAAUGUUAGAGCAUUAAGAAAGGGAAAUGUUAGCAUUUGACUGAGGUUUCUGGUAGAAAAAGUGGAAUAGGCUUUCUGGAA
Messenger RNA from Vigna unguiculata (cowpea), 2191 nucleotides. Its product is annotated as plasma membrane, autoregulation-binding site, misato segment II, myosin-like, tubulin/FtsZ protein. Lineage: Eukaryota; Viridiplantae; Streptophyta; Magnoliopsida; Fabales; Fabaceae. Gene Ontology annotation, biological process: mitochondrion organization. Gene Ontology annotation, cellular component: cytoplasm. The record is from RefSeq and is a predicted model, not a curated record.